Molecule: messenger RNA, 1012 nt
Organism: Drosophila teissieri
Lineage: Eukaryota; Metazoa; Arthropoda; Insecta; Diptera; Drosophilidae
Product: distal membrane-arm assembly complex protein 2
Exons: 1
Coding region: 80-931 (283 amino acids)
Source: RefSeq, a predicted model, not a curated record
CACAUCGCUGUUCAUAUAAUAUGCGCAUCUCCGGUACAUUUACCCACAAAAAUUUAUUUAUUGAAAUCACACUCGAAGGAUGUUGCAGCGCGUGUCGCGUGGAUUUCCCUUCUUAGGGCGAUGUGGCAUUCGAACGACAUCCACCGUGCCCACAAAUCAGGCGUACCCGGGUGAGGAGGUGGAGGUCAGUGCGACGGUGAAGAGGAUCCGCGCGGAAUUGGCAGCGGAUAAGCAGAAACUUAAGUGGCGCACUCCGAUUGGCGACCGGCCGGAGGAUUGGAGCAGCAAGCUAAAGCUGUUCUCCAAUGCGGAGCAAACCUCAGAUUUCAUCGUGAUGAUGCAGAAACCAAUCGAUCUGAGUCCGAGGAACAUACGACAGUGGUGGGAGAACCGGGAGGAGCGCAUUGAGCGACACAUGCAGCAGUUUGUUCCGGAAAGACACAAGAUUCUGGGCGCUGAAUUGGCUGCGGCACAUUUCAUACUGUACCGCGGCGGGGCCGUCAAAUUCAUCAACGAUACCCACUGGCGCCGAGCCACCAAGGAUGGAGAAUUCAAUCUGCCUAAUAAGUUCGAUCCUCGCUAUAAAGUAGAGGCCUUAAGGUGUGAUAACAUGGAACUCUACUACGAGGGAUUGGAGAACCUACGCUGCCUGGACUCCCUUAAGUUCCUGUCCUUUCACAACGUAAAAACUUUUGAUGACUGGUGUCUGGAUAGGAUUUCGGGAGGUGGCUUCCCUCAGCUGGAAGUGCUCGACCUUUCGGGCACCCAAAUCACCACCAACGGAUUGGCCUGCCUAUAUCGUCUUCCCCAGCUUAAAUUACUGAUCCUGGAUGAUCCCAAGGAGACUCUGGAAUUGGAAUUGGUCACAGUCAUGUUGGAGGAGUCCAUGCCCGCUUUAAAAAUUGUUGGCGCCGAUGCUAUUCACAGCUAAGGCUAAAUUUGUUUAGCCUAUAUAAGGGAUUUAUGCGAUUUUUAAGUUUAGGUGAAUAUAAAUGUUUUUAAUAACAAAAUA